UCUUGGUUACUAGAGGAGAAGGAAUGUAUAAUGCGAAUUAGACAACCAUACUGUUCGGGAUUAUAAUCUCUAAAAGAAGUUACAUUUGUUGAUUCUGCUAUGUUGGAGGUGAGAGAAAGGAAGAUGAGCCUUCCUGAAAAACCACCUGAAACAUCUAAAGAAGAAUGGCUUCAAAAAUUGGAGUCAAUGCAUGUUCAGCGAUCUGACAUGAACAGACUUAUUAUGAAUUAUUUAGUUACAGAAGGCUUCAAGGAAGCUGCAGAAAAAUUCGAAGAAGAAUCUGGGCUCAGCCCUCCUAUAGACUUAAGCUCAAUGGAUAACAGAAUACAAAUUAGACAGGCAAUUCAAAAUGGUCGGACACAUGAUGCUACUCUUCUUGUUAAUCAAUUGCAUCCAGAGUUGUUAGACAAUGAUAGAUAUCUGUAUUUUCAUUUACAGCAACUUCACUUGAUUGAACUUAUCCGGGAAGGAAAGGUAGAAGAAGCUGUCCAUUUUGCUCAAAGUCAGUUAAGUGAAUCAGGUGAAUCUGAACCCGGUAUUCUUCGAGAAUUAGAAAGGACACUAGCACUUCUUGCAUUUGAGGAUCCAAAUCGGUCACCGUUUGCUGAUCUCUUAGAUGUCAGGCAUCGACAUAAGGUUGCAUCGGAGGUUAACACUGCCAUACUGAAAACUGAACAUGAAGAAUCAACUCAAGCGAAACUAUAUUCGGUUGUGAAAAUAAUCCUGUGGGCAGAGGAAGAAUUAUCAAAGAAAAAAGUCAGAUUCCCUCGACUUACAGAUAUCGCUGGAGGGCAGGUUGAGUCGCCGAAGUGACCCGAGGCUGAUUAGCCCUGGCUUUCUUGGGCACUCACGUGCAUUUCAGUUGCCAAUCUAGACCAAAAUAGCUAUAUGAGUCAGCAUUAAAACAUAUAAAAAUAUUGCAGUUAAUUUACAUUAAAGAAUCGAUCAGGUAUUAAUGCUUUAUUAUGCUCUUGUUACCAAUACCAUUGACUGGCUGUAUAACGGUUAAUUUUAUUUUACCUAUCAAGUGGUGUAUGAAACUAUAUGUUCUGUAGUAUAUGGGUAAAGAUUUUUCUUUUCUUUUAUGUGACUGUUUCCUAAAAGUAGCUAGAGUCAGUAAGAACUCAGUUUCGAAUGAGCCUAAUUUAUUUGUCUGCAGAACAUUAAUUAACUACUAAUUAGUUUCAUUGUUAUAUUCCACAUUAAUUAAAGGAAUGUUUAACUUAUGAUCUCUCGAGGUAUUGUUAUUGUGUGUCUGGGAUUCUGAUAAUUACAUUCUUUAAAACACUUGACAAACAUUUUUUGUUAAAAACAAUAUUUGUACGAAUUUUCAUCUUCCUUAAAAAAAUACUUAUUAAUGUUAAUUCCAAGAAGUGUUACAAUGAAAACAUUGAUGAAUUGUUGAAAUUAAAAAGAUUUAUUUAUCUCUAAUUAAAAAAAUAUAUAUUUUGAAAUAAUGUGUAAAUCUAAUUGAAAGUGAAUUGAUAUUAUUUAUUAAUUUAUAUAAUUAACUACUCUACUAUUGUCAGUUUCAUUUUUGGAAACAAUAUUCGCUAAUGUUUUUGUCUUCCUUUUAUUUAUUUUUUCGCUCAAAUGACUGUGGAAUUUAAACUUCAUUUAAAAGCGAUUGAAACAGAACAAUUCAAAGCCUUGAUAUAUUGUUUAUUGUUAUUAGAGUUUAACACAUUGACUUAUAAUAUUUUGUAAAUAUGUAAAUAUUGUUCUGAUUUUAUUCAGAGUUCAAGUACUUAUUGGUCUUGUAUAGUUUUCUAUUGUCAAUUCUGUUAUGAUAUUUAAAUGUAUCAAUUGUAGAUUUGAUAAGAUAUACUGUGGCUGGUUAAGAGAGUCAAUGUAAAUAUAUCAAAUUGUAUGUUAUUGUUGCUAAUGACGGUAUCAUUCUUUAAAUGAUGAAAUAUCAAACUGCUUUUGAAGGCAGGAAUGUUUAUUAGCCUACAAAGGCUAUGUUAAAAUAUAUAUAUGUAUGUGUGUGUGUAUAAUUUAAAAUUGACGUACCUAGUGUAGUGUGAUGGAUUUUAAUAAAUUUUAUUUUAUCUUCUUUUUUUUUCUACAAGUUUUUAAAAAAAUAUAGUUUAUAACAAAUAAAUUGAUAAACUAUAAUAGGUAAAAGGUGAAUUGCAUAUAUUACUGAUAUGCAGUUAAAAGUUAAAUACCUUACAGUUUAUUUGUAUUGCUAAAAAAAAUUACACAAAAUUAAUUAAUAAACAUUUUUUCUAAUUUUUAAGAAUUCUUUUAAAAAAUUGAUAUUUCUAUUUCUGCUUUCAUUUUUCUUGUGCCUGCCUGGAUAUUCCUUUGAUCAUAUUUAUAUAAUUUUAAAAAAUGUUUCUUUUAAAUUAUUCUCUAAAAGAUGAUAGUAAUAUUUUAAUUUAUUGGAACUAAUCUUUAAGUAAUAUAUUCAUGUAAAUACAUGAGUUCUUCAAAUGGUAGAUAAAUUUCUGCCCAUUUAUUAUUUUUGGAAGAAAGUAUGAUCUACCUAAAGCAUAGAUAAACGGUGACCUGUUGAAUGAAACUUUUGUUUCUUGUCAUAAACAAAAAGUAUUUAUUAAAUGUAAAUUUUUUUGUGACAUUAUUAUUAUAAUGCACCAUUGGAACUAUAAAUUUCUGUUAUAUGUUUGGUAACCAGAAAUAUAUAAUGUUACUGAAAGCAUUAGUACAAUUUAAUGAAAUAAAGGAUAAGAUAAUAUCUUAUUAAUUAAGCUGAAAUUUAAUUAUAGUGAAUCGUAGUAUAACUUUACAACUUUUAAUUUUUAUCUUAAGUGCAGCCCACUGUAAUAUUACACUAUUACACUUCAUCAACACUAUUACACUAUGCCGUAACAACCUUUAGUACCAAAUAAUUUUUUUUUGCCUAAAUGAGUCCAGUGUCUCUAAAACCAUGGUUUCGACUCUUGCAGAACACAAAAAUAUUUUUUGUGAAAAUUUAGUGUAUCAAGCCAUUCAGGGUUUGAAUUGUGAUCAUUCAGUAUAAGGAAACAGCUUUCUAUCAAAUAGAUCAUAUUAUUAAUCUAUAAUUAUAAGCAAUUCUUUUUCUUUAUUAACUUACAUUAUAUGAAAAUAAUAUGCACAAUAACUAGACUCAGGUAUUAUUGUUAUAUG
Molecule: messenger RNA, 3114 nt
Organism: Nezara viridula (southern green stink bug)
Lineage: Eukaryota; Metazoa; Arthropoda; Insecta; Hemiptera; Pentatomidae
Source: the annotation of a GenBank genome assembly